Candoia aspera is the source of this 1749-nucleotide messenger RNA. RefSeq names its product CD59 glycoprotein-like. The transcript has 3 exons. The record is from RefSeq and is a predicted model, not a curated record. Lineage: Eukaryota; Metazoa; Chordata; Lepidosauria; Squamata; Candoiidae. Bases 495 to 851 code for a protein of 118 amino acids.
GUCCCACAUGGUUAUACUGUAAAAUCAAUUUAAAUGAUACAGCGUUAUAGCUAAUGGUGAGAGAGAUCUCCAGCAAGGGUGGUUUUAGGAAACAGUGGGAUGGAGUGGUGAAUGAAGUAGGUAAAGAUAACACUUUCUUCAUAUUGUGAUAAAUUUCAAAUUUUUGGCAUGCAGUCUAAAAGUACAUUCAAGUUUAGUAGAAAUAAUAUUUCACUGUAAUAGUUUCAGUUUAGAGGCUAAUAAUUUAACAGGUCUUUGCCUUGGUCUCAGUAUCAUUGUCUUCCAUGAAUAUUCUUUGUCACAUGCCCAGAAAAGAUUAUAUUCCUAUUUAGCAGUCAUAAAAGCUUUAUAUAAGGCUGGCAUAAUGGCAUAAAAAUUGGUCUUUUAAUGAAGUUGAGGCUUGUGAUACAAAUACCUCUGUGUUUACUUCUGAACAUCUGAUAUGACUCAAAUUAUUUUCUUGUUCCGUAGGUUGAAUAGGAGACACAAGCAAGAUGAAAUCACAUUUCGUCACUGCUGUUGUUACUGCCUUUGUUCUGGCUUUGUUCCUGCAUUCAGGAAGCACUUUAGUAUGUUACAAGUGUGAUGGUUUUAACUGUGACAGAAAUGUGACCUGCACAGACAACAAGGAUUCUUGCAUAAUAAUAUAUCUUGCGGGAAGAAAUGUUUCUGACUGCUGGAAGUAUUCUGACUGUAAUACAGACUAUAUUCGGACUUCUUUGGAACAGAGGAACUUCAGAUUCAGGUGCUGCACAUGGAAUUUGUGCAAUGAUAGUCCCAUUACAGUAGGUAGCAAGAUAGUCCUCAGUGUGGCUUUCUUGCUGACUAUUGCCCAAAUGUUACAUUUUUAAUCUGGAUCUGAAAUGGGGCAUCGCUUUUCAAUUUAAAAAGACACCUAACACUGGUCUUUUAUGAGAAAGCAUUGCUGUUAGAGAAGAUCAAGUCAUUAAGAUCCAGUAUUCCAGUAUAAAAUUUGUUUGCUUUGCUGCACUUUUCAUACUUUCCCUUACAUUACUCAAUUCUAUUUGGAAAUUUACGUCUAAUCUGUAAGAUGAACAUUCACAUAGCCAAAUAUUGGACUUUCAAAAGUUGCUUCCCACACAAGCAAGUCUUUAUGUAUCUCAUAAAAUUGCCAACCACAUUUUAACUCGGAAGCAAUUGUUGCAAUAAAAGUGCUAUUGUGUACUUAAGUCUGGACUGAUUUUUUUUGAACUUUAGGCUCUUUUUGAAGCCACAGCUGAAGCUUGUCCAGUAUGCUAAACCACUCUAGUGGUCACAAUGAAUGAGCACACCAUCUCCUUGCCACUGUUGUGUGUGGUUCCUUGUCAACAUUUAGUGGCUUUUCUGUGAUUAAAUUAACUGUCUGAAUACAGAGUGGCCACCAUUCCAAAGUAGCACCUUGAAGCCUAUUUAUUGCAAGUACUGCUGGCAGGAAAUGAUAUUCUUUGUUUGAACAACAUGCUUAACCUUAGAAAAGCCACAACUUGAGAUUAAAAAGUUGGGUGUCACAGCAGUAAGGAGGCAGUGUGAAAAAAGGUGUUAAUUAGCUAGUUUCUCUUGAUGAUUGUCUAAUGCAUUCUUAUUUCUUCCUAACUUGGCUACAUAGCAAUGUGGGGUCUUUUAUUUAAGACUCCCCCAUAUGGAAUGGGCAAGAAGGCAGUAUUGAGCAGCCCUACUAAUUAUCACUGGUAAUCUUAGCAUUUUCUGUAUCUCUCUGCUGCCAUUUACUUGUCAUCCAGAUUGUGUAGC